AGAUUUUUGUGUCCUUAAUAUAUAUUUAUACAUAUAUAAAACCUACUACAAAACAAACCAUAACAUAACACUUUCAAUCACACCCUCACUCCCAUCUCUUCUCCCCGUAGUCCCUUCUCCCCUCCACCAAACACACAAACACACUGUGAGAGCAUAGUAUUACUUCAUGCAUUGACAUUUGACAAACAGACACACAUAGUUGAAGAAAGUAGUUGAGAGAUGGGGAGGUCAGAUUCAUUUCUGAGGCAGCUGAGCAGCAAGGAAGGGUGGAAAUCAGCAUCAAAGAGAUGGGGUGGUGGAGGGGGGUGGGGGAAGGGGAUGGAGGGUAUGUAUGGGGGUGAGAUGAUGAUGAAGAAGAGAGUGAUGGUGGUGGUGGAUCAGUCCUCACACUCAAAGCAUGCAAUGAUGUGGGCUCUCACUCAUGUCACUAACAAGUCUGAUAUUCUCACUCUUCUCCACAUUGUUUCUUCCUCUUCUGACACUGCUUCCUCUUCCUACCUUGCUUCCUCCCUUGCCUCCCUUUGCAAGGCUUGCAAGCCUGAGGUAGAAGUAGAAGCACUAGCCAUUCAAGGACCAAAGAUGGACACAGUGAUGAGCCAAGUGAAGAAGCUUGAGGUCUCUGUUCUUGUAUUAGGACACAAGCACUCCUCUCCAUUCCUCAACUGCCUGUUUGUGAGGAGCAGUGCAGAUGAAUUUGUGGAGAAAUGCAUCAACAGUUUGGAAUGCCUAACAAUUGGAGUCAAGAAGCAGAGCAAUGGAGUCAGUGGCUAUCUCAUCAGCACCAGAUGGCACAAGAACUUUUGGCUCUUGGCUUAGACUACCUCUAAAUUAAUCACACUCUUAAUCUCCUCUUUUAUUAUAUUAGCAUUAGUAUUAGUAUUCACUAGCAAAUAAUCUUGUAAAAACACUUCUACUUAUCUCUCUAAUCCUACUACAUGUUGGUGGGGGCUUCAGCCCACCCUAGAAAAAAGCAUCAAAAUAUGCUCACAGUGAGCAUUUGCAACAAAACAAAUA
Molecule: messenger RNA, 1014 nt
Organism: Salvia splendens (bonfire salvia)
Lineage: Eukaryota; Viridiplantae; Streptophyta; Magnoliopsida; Lamiales; Lamiaceae
Exons: 3
Coding region: 220-816 (198 amino acids)
Source: RefSeq, a predicted model, not a curated record